This is a messenger RNA of Penicillium longicatenatum, 951 nucleotides long. RefSeq lists its product as uncharacterized. The record is from RefSeq and is a predicted model, not a curated record. Bases 1 to 951 code for a protein of 316 amino acids. Lineage: Eukaryota; Fungi; Ascomycota; Eurotiomycetes; Eurotiales; Aspergillaceae. The transcript is spliced from 3 exons.
AUGCAGUCAACAGCACCUCAGCUUAGUCCAGUCAAGGAUGGACGCCGGGUUCUUGGUGAAAAAGAUACCAACGCGUGUCUGUCGCCAGCCCAGAACAAACAGUCUCUCCCGGUUACUGGAACGCCAGUCAAACGGGCCCUGUUCUCGACAUCACCAAAGAAGCUUCUUCCCUCGCCAAUGUUUGCAGGUCAAAAAAGGACUAGGGACCAGAUGGAUGAGACAGAGGAGAGCGGACCGGUGCUGACGCGGGGCUCUUCGAUUGAAAGCUCUCCGGUCAAGAAUUCCAGCCCGAAGCCACAGCAAAAUCAAGAACUAGACACGCAGGAAACCCGCGUCGUCACGCCUCCACGGUCCGAACGCGACCAUAACCAACAAAUGGAUACACAACCCACCGCGUCGAACCAACGAACAAUCCCCAACGACCCAGACGCGCGAAAAAUAUUCAUUCAAGAAAAAGCGGCUCUCCUCCGAAACACACUCCAAACCGCCAUGCGCAAUGUAACCGACCACCAGAUCGACCGCCGAGUCUCCGACCUAGAAGAGCACAGCCGAAAAUGUCCCAGAGUCUCGUCGAUCCUUUCUUCUUCACCGCUACCUACUUUGUCAUUCCGGAAUACAACUACGCCUAAAUUCACCACUCCCCGCAUUGGGUCGAUGCCCGAUAUGAGUUCGACACCUUGUCACCAAACACCUGAUCUGCCCCGCCGCCGGUCCCCAUUGCACGCCGAACGCGUCAAGCAGCAGCGGACUCCACCCCGCACGCUUGGAUCCCCUAUGCAACUGAGUAGUCCCCCAGCCACGGUAGUUCGCCACAGCCGGACCCGUGACGUUGGGGGAGACGCAGGUCGUGACGGCCUAUCACCGUCUCAACGUGGGGAUGCGGUGGAUGGGUUGCUCAAGUUGAUGAGCACAGCUGAUCGACGUGCCAGCGCUGAUGCAUGGAGUGGGUGA